GGCAUGGUGGACUCGUCGAGCGCCUUCAGAUAUCACUGGCGGAUAUGGCGACUGAUUGGAGCGCAUCCGGCAGACCCGCAGACGUUGUGGGGUCGCCACUACACAGUCUAUGCGAUAGUGUGGAGCAUAGUCUUUCGGCUGGGCCUGUGGCUCUCGCUGGUGGUGAACUUUAUGCUGUCGACGUCACUGGAGUCCUUCUGCGAGAGCCUGUCGGUGGCCGUGCCCCUGACAGUCGAGAAUCUGAAAAUGUUCAGUCUGUGGCGCAUGCGGCGGGAGAUCCUGCACACCCACGACAUCCUGCAUCAUCUGGAUGGCCGCAUUGGCUCGCUCACCGAGCAGAAAAUCAUUCUCGAGGGCAUUGAGCGGGCUAAAUAUAUAUUUAUGUGCCUUUUCCGUGCGAUCGCCGUGAUCCUAUCCAUCGCCCUUCUGUUUCUCUUUGUGUCGAAGGAGCGGCUGCUGCUGUACCCCGGCUGGAUACCCUGGGACUACAAGACAUCCUCCUUCACUGUCUACUUGGCAACGGUCAUGCUGCACAAUAUCGGCUUCUUUGAGAACGCCAUGAUGGUGGGCAAUGUGGACACCUAUCCGGGCUCCUAUCUCAUCAUGCUGGCGGCCCACACCCAGGCACUGGCCCAUCGCGUCUCUCGCCUUGGCCAUGAUCCGCGUCUGACGCGGGAUCAGUGCUGCGCUCAGCUGCGCCGUUGCAUAAACGAUCAUCAGCUUAUUAUGAAUCUCUUUCAGUCAUUGGAGCACUCAUUCUCCAUGUCCUGCUUCCUGCAGUUCUUCAGCACGGCCAGCGCCCAGUGUGCCAUUUGCUUCUUCCUCAUCUUUGUGCGGAUCGGCAUUAUGCGGUCCGUGAACAUGAUAUUUCUCUUCCUCACCUUCACCUUCCAGACCCUGCUGCUCUGCUACAGCGCCGAGCUGGUGUGCCACGAGGGCGAGAGUCUGAUGAGAGCCGUCUACGAUUGCAAUUGGCUGGAUCAGUCGGUGGAGUUUCGUCGCAUGAUCAUCCUCAUGUUGGCCCGCAGUCAGAAGCCGAUGAUCAUGCGUGCCGGCGUUAUUGUGCCCGUUCAAAUGAAGACCUUCCGGAUGGUGUGCAAGGGCGCCUACAGCAUGCUGACACUGCUGAACGAAAUGCAUAACUCGGAAGACGGUUAAAGGCGACGCAACACACACAAAAUAUGAGCA
Molecule: messenger RNA, 1188 nt
Organism: Drosophila subobscura
Lineage: Eukaryota; Metazoa; Arthropoda; Insecta; Diptera; Drosophilidae
Gene: Or19a
Product: putative odorant receptor 19b
Exons: 3
Coding region: 4-1158 (384 amino acids)
Biological process (GO): detection of chemical stimulus involved in sensory perception of smell; sensory perception of smell
Cellular component (GO): plasma membrane
Molecular function (GO): olfactory receptor activity; odorant binding
Source: RefSeq, a predicted model, not a curated record